This is a messenger RNA of Xiphias gladius (swordfish), 2644 nucleotides long. RefSeq names its product v-maf avian musculoaponeurotic fibrosarcoma oncogene homolog Aa (gene mafaa). The transcript has 2 exons. Gene Ontology annotation, molecular function: RNA polymerase II cis-regulatory region sequence-specific DNA binding; DNA-binding transcription factor activity, RNA polymerase II-specific. Bases 814 to 1860 code for a protein of 348 amino acids. NCBI's taxonomy places the organism in Eukaryota, Metazoa, Chordata, Actinopteri, Istiophoriformes, Xiphiidae. Gene Ontology annotation, cellular component: nucleus. The record is from RefSeq and is a predicted model, not a curated record. Gene Ontology annotation, biological process: regulation of transcription by RNA polymerase II.
ACUUGUAAGUAGACGCUGCUUGAAUUAAAUACCCGGACUGGGGACCUGAAGCUCCUGCCCCUCCAGGUAGGAGAACUGUCCCGCAACUAGCGAUUCAUCUCAGAUUCGCACGAACUUUGAAAAGUCCUGCACACGCCAUCCCGUUUUGGAUCCCCGGGACUUUUGGCACAGCUUUACGCACGCCUGCGCAGCGCCCCGUCCGAUGCGGUCGCGUCAGAAACUUUCAGUCCGGGCCAUGCUGCGGUGACUCGAGUCCGCUGCCCGGGACUUCACCGUCGACUUGUUGUAAACAGCGGGAGGCGAAGAGGGAUGCUUGGAAAAUAUUUAUAACGCACCGAGCGGAGGAGACGAAAUCUUUUCGUGUCACUUGAUCGAGCAGCACCGAGGACACUAAAUCACAAGGAGGCCAGUGGGCUGCAGAGGUGAAGCGAGGACAAGACAGGUCGGUGUCUCCAAAUUCACCGGGCUCGAGUUUCAGCUGCCCCGGGGGCUCCUGGUAUUAAAGCCCGCAUUUGACCUGGGAUAAGUUGUCAACAAGAGCAGCGAGCGGAGGCGAACUGGCAGGUGUACAAGUUCAUUUACAUGCAUACAUAUAUUCACGCCACUAUAUAUAGAAGUUGUCUUUGGGACGAGAAGCCUUAAUAAGUUCCUCCACCCACCCAGCGGCCCCGCUGCAGCAGCCCCACGCACCGGGCGUGUGCGUGUGUCUAUAUAUACACCAUACAGGCUUUUAUUCCUCUUCGCAAUCUGUAUCCGAGGGGGCUGCCCGCCGUCGGUUUGGCUGUGAGGGCAGGAGUCGUCGCAUGGACUGACAUGGCCACCGACCUCGCCAUGAGCGCAGAGCUGCCCAACAGCCCCCUGGCCAUCGAGUACGUCAAUGACUUCGACCUGAUGAAGUUUGAGGUGAAGAAGGAGCCGCCGGAGGCGGACCGCUACUGCCACCGCCUCCCGUCGGGCUCCCUCUCCUCCACCCCGAUUAGCACACCCUGCUCCUCCGUGCCUUCCUCGCCCAGCUUCUGCGCCCCGAGCCCGGGCGCGCAGCCCAACCAGAGCCUCGCCGGCGGAGUCAACGGCGGCGGCGGCGGCGGAGGCGGCGGCGGCGGCAACAGCAGCGGCAACAACAAUCACGGCAACGCGGGCAAGCCUCAGCUGGAGGACCUGUACUGGAUCCCCAGCUACCAGCACCACAUCAACCCCGAGGCGCUCAACCUGACCCCGGAGGACGCGGUGGAGGCCCUCAUCGGUAACGCGCACCACCAUCACCACCACCACCAGGCCUACGAGGGCUUCCGCGGGCAGCAGUACGUCGGGGAGGACCUGUCUACGGCCUCCGCGGCCCACCACCACCAGGCCCACCACCACCACCACCACCACCACCACGGCCACCACGCCCGCCUGGAGGACCGCUUCUCGGACGAGCAGCUGGUCAGCAUGACGGUGCGGGAGCUGAACCGGCAGCUGCGCGGCUUCAGCAAGGAGGAGGUGAUCCGCCUGAAGCAGAAGAGGCGCACCCUGAAGAACCGGGGCUACGCGCAGUCCUGCCGCUUCAAACGCGUCCAGCAGAGGCACAUGCUGGAGACCGAGAAGUGCACCCUGCAGAACCAGGUGGAGCAGCUGAAGCAGGACGUGGCGCGCCUUGUCAAGGAGCGGGAUCUUUAUAAGGAGAAGUACGAGAAGUUGGCCAGCCGGAGCUACAAUGCCGGCGGCCCCGCGAACACAAGAGAUCCGUCCGGGAAACAGGCCAACGCCGAGUUCUUCAUUUAUUCCCUCGACAGAAGAGACUUUAAAACGCGGCAUCUUAAACCGAGAAUCAGCAUCAGCUGCGCACAAAAUAAUCCUUGCGCGCAUGUGAAGUCUUAAAGACGUGCAAGCCCGCAACGGCCCGUCGCGUGCUGAUGUCGGACACAUGGGAUCACUUAGCCUGUAGACUUUUCUCUGGUGGUCAGAAGUCUUACCGAACCGACCUGACAUUGAACGUGACUGUCUUAAUUCAGAGAGAGAGAGAGAUGAUUUUGUCUUAAACUAGGGGGGGGGGUGAUUUUUUUUUUUUUUUUAAAGAAACCCCCCCCCAGAUUGGACUGAAAUGGAAGCAGGGAAAAGCAAUACGCCGCCUCUCCUUUGGCCACAGAGAGCUCGUCAGACUGCUUGUGUCCUUUCAAUGUCGCAAGUGUGUAGUCCCCCCCCCGUCCCUAUUCGCAACCCUGCAUGCAGGACAUGUACGGUAACCUCCAGUCACCCCCCCAGGAUCCCUCCACACGUAGGGAAAGCAUGGCCCGCGGUUCUCUCCUCCUCCUUCCCCCCUGCUCCUGCCACUAGUAAGGCCUGGGUAUGCAAAAAGCCACAAAAUGCCCCCCCCCCCAGGGACUGCGGACUAGACUGCACAACGAUCUGCUACUGCGAAAACCGGAUGCGUCUUUAGCCGCUAUUUUCAAUCAAAUUUUCUAUUGUUUUAAAAAGAAAAGAAAAACGACAAAAAGAGAUGAACUGAGCCGGAUUGGAGACUGUAUUUAUUUCCACCUGUACAUACUGUGUCGAGAACAAGCAGUGAGCCGUGUUAUUUUACCUUCUCUCUUUUUAAAGGAACCUGCUUUCGUCGCUCGGAUGAUUCGAAAUGUCUUAAUACAAAUGUUUGUAUGUCCCAGCA